Molecule: messenger RNA, 7215 nt
Organism: Dermatophagoides farinae (American house dust mite)
Lineage: Eukaryota; Metazoa; Arthropoda; Arachnida; Sarcoptiformes; Pyroglyphidae
Gene: shtd
Product: anaphase promoting complex subunit 1
Biological process (GO): anaphase-promoting complex-dependent catabolic process; protein K11-linked ubiquitination; metaphase/anaphase transition of mitotic cell cycle
Cellular component (GO): anaphase-promoting complex
Molecular function (GO): molecular adaptor activity
Source: RefSeq, a predicted model, not a curated record
UAUUUUUAUUUUUACAAAUCUUAUUAGCUUAAAUUCAAUUCGAUUCGAUUUGUCAUUCAUCAUCAAACAAAAUAUGGUCAUAUCGUUGGAUAAUGAAAUCUCGCCAUAUGAACCGUUUGGUCGUUCAAUUAUCGAAUCGAUACCGAAUCCAAAUUUAACAUCACGUCAAUCAAAAUCUGAUCGAAAUAAUUCAUAUGAUGAUAAUCUAGUGUCCGAUAAUGGUGAAAAUUUUGCCUUUAACAAUGAUUUUAUUACUGCCGAAUUAGAUCAAUGUAGAGAUUUAUUUCGAUCAAUCAAUGAAAUCUAUGAUGGUUCAUCAUCCAAAACGGCCACAAAUAUAACGGAUCGAUUUCCAAUGACUGAUUUUUGGCGGCUACGAAAAACGACCAAAGGUGAAGAGGAAAUCUAUGUCAAUUUAAAUUCAUUGAUUCUAAGCCAUCGUCCAUCGAAUAAUAAUGGACAAUCAUUUUUGGAUAAAUCAUUAACAUUACCGGAUAAUAUUAUCGAUGCUUUAUGGUGUGAUUUCACAAUCACCGACGAUAAUAAUCUAGCCAUGUCGGCAUCGAUUGGUAAUGAUCAUCAACAUCAUCAUUACAGUAGAAAAAGGAUGAAAAUACUGAAAACAUUAUGCAUAUUGGAUGAGCAUUAUCGUUUACAUAUCCUAUCAGAUAAUGGUGAUUAUUAUCAAAAACAUUUACCAUUUCGUGUGGGAAAAAUGGUGGCCACUAUUGAUCAUGGUCUUUUAUUCGAAAGAAUAAUUGGUUCAGAAUCUCGAGAAAUGCCAGAUUUUCCUGCCAUUUAUUCAUUAUCAAAUCCAUUGAAUGAUUUAUCACCAGUUUUGAUGAUCAUGCCCAAAUCAUCAUCAUCAUCAUCAUCAACAGCACAAUCUUUUUCGAAUCAGCAACUAAAACUAAUCAAUAUUAUUGUGGAAAAAAAUUUAGCCAUUUUUUAUUGUUCCCAUAAUAAUUGUCAUCAAAUAUAUCAAUUUCGUUCAGUAAAAGAUAGGGAUAUUCAUCAAUUAUUUCUACAUCAUCAUUAUCAACAGCAGCAACAACAACAACAAAAUUAUUUGAAUAUUUCGAAUAAUCAAAAAUCUGUUGAUAAUAAUAAUCAUAUGAUGGUAACACCGGAAAAUCCUUGUAAAAGGCAACAGCAAUUUACUAAUUUUGGUAUUACAUCAUCAAUAAGUCGAUCAUUAAGUAAUAAUCUUAUACAACAAAUGGUACAAAAACAAGGUUCAUCCACAUCAUUAACAACAACAUCGGGUGGACUUUUACAUCAUCAUCAUCAUCAUCAUCAUAAUAAUCGAAAUUCAUCAUCACCACUUUCAACACAAUAUCAUUCACCAUUACGUCAUUCAUCAUCUUUAAUGCACCAUCACCACAAUCUUAAUAAAAUGGAUGUAAUAGAUAUACCACGUACAACAUCACCAUCUGUAUUAAUGUCAAAUCUAAUAACGAGUCGUAUGGAUUCACCAACAUCACCAAAUCCAUUAAAUAUUUAUCAUACAACAAAUCCACGAUUAACUGAUCUAGAUAUUGAGAUGUAUCUAGAUUCAAGCCGUAAUACAACAUUGAUGAUUGAUUCACCAAAUUUAAAUAGAAUUUUUCAACCAAAUUCUCCAUUGAAUAUGACCAAUCAAUCAUUGGCAGCACAAUCCUCACCGUCAUCAUCACUGAUAGUGAAUAUGAAUGGAACGAUAUCAUCAUCGAUCAAUACAAGUCGAACUAUUGAUCAAUCGCCAUCAACUAUUGAAAGAUCAUCAGCUAGAUUUUUGCCAAAUGAAUUUGAAUUGGCUAUGGAACAUAUUUGGUCCGAAACAUCGAUCCAUCAGAAUCAUCAAACACAAUCAUCACAUUCGAUGGCAACAAAAGUUUUCAUUACAAGGGAUUUUCUUGGCCAAAAUUAUCUUGGUUUAGUCAUCAAUACAAAUAAUCGAUCCAAUGUUAAUCUGAUGUUAUCAUCAUCGGAUUCUGCAAUAAAUAAUAAUUCAUCAAUAUUGAAACUUAUACGAUUUGAUCAGGCUUCAACAACCAAUGAAGACUCAACAAAUAACAACAGUGAUGAAAAAAUGAAAUUUAAAUACAUUUUUACAGCAACUAAAAUAUUUACAGUUAAAGAUGCACAGCCAUUACCAUCAUUAAGUAUGAUCAUUGUUGUUGAUGAGACCAAUACAUUGAUAUUAUAUAGUGGUGUUUUUAAAGUUGCCAUCAUACAUUUACAACAACCCACAAUGUCAUAUCUAAUGUUACAAUCAUCAUUUCCAAUGGAAUCUUCAUCAUCAUCAACAACAACACCUGCAAAAUUAUCAUCAUGUCAUAUUAGCACUACCAAUGCAACAACAUUAUUAAGAAAUUCAUUAAAAUUUCAAACACCAACAACAAGUCCAUUAAUUGUAAAUACUAAUAAUUUUACACCAGAAUUAAGUGAAUUAUUGGAAUUUUCACCACCAUCAUCAUCUACAAAUAACAUUACUGGUCAAACAUCUCGUCUUUUGCACUCAUCACCAUUUGAUUAUUCCACACAACAACAACAGCAGCAACAGCAACACCAGAAUCAUCAUUCACAAAAAAUUUCAAGCGAUUUUGUUUUCAUUCAACCACAAUGUCCAGGACAAUUUGGUAAAAUUAUUGGACUUUGUGAUUCGAUUGAUAAUCGUGUUACAAUUGUUCAACGAUCAUCAUCAGCUAAAGACAAAGAUGAUUACCGUUUAUAUCGUCUAUCAUUUCCAUUAAUGGCAUCCACAUUUUUAGUUGAUAAAUGUUUAGCCGCUUUACGUCAAUUAUUACCAAAAGAUCAGAUUAUACAUCUAUUAGCAGCAUGGUAUACAUAUCGUAAUUCAACAAAUAAUGAAGAAGAUAUACCGGAAUGUAUCCUAUUCAAACUUUGUCUAUUUUCAUCCAUUGGUUUCGAUAAAGAACGUUUGAAACAAUAUUAUCAUUGUAAAAAUGAAAUCAUAUGUUCAUCAUCGACAAUGAUGGCAAAUUCAAAUCUUACAUUUAAUCUUAGCACAUUCAAUGAUGACCAACAACGUUCGAGUAGUAAUAAUGAUUUAUCACGAAUGGAAAGUAGUAAAAAAAUUCGUAUCGAUAAUGAUAUUGAUAAUAAUGGUAAUGAUGAUGAUUUCUAUCAAUUAAUGGCUGAAAAUAAUAUCGAUUGGAUUGAUAGACCACCACCAUCAUCAUCAUCAUCAUCAGCAUCCAUAUUAAAUAAACAACAAUCAUCAUCGUUAUUAUUAUCAUUAAAAUCUGAACAUUUUACCUGUCCAGGAUUUUUAUAUCCAUAUACAGCACAUAUAUUGUAUUCAUUACAUCUUGUAUAUGAAGAUUUGAAAUUAGUUGAAAUGAAUUGGCCCUUAUGUCGAUCAUUAGUGGAUCUAUUAUAUUUAUUAGCCGCAAAUCUCAAUCUAUCCGCUUAUUUGGAUCAUUAUUAUCGAGAUUUUUCAGAAAUUUGUAUGGAAAUAUCAUCUGAUUCUAAUCAACAAUUUAAACAACAUACAGAUAGAAUUAUUUAUCCACCAUAUUUUUGUACACGACCACCAUCUGUUUAUAAUACAUUGUAUACAUUGUUGAAUAAUGAAGAAGAUCAAACUACUACAUCUGCUGCUGCAUCAACAUCAAUAUUAUUUCCAUAUCUUGGAUCGGCAACAAAAUUAUCACCAAAAUCAUCAACAACAACAAUGAUUGGUGAAAAUUCAAAUGUAGUAACACCAAAUAUAUUCAAUAUGAUAUUGUUAUAUUCAAAUCUAAAUUGUAAACAAUUGAUACAUCCACAAUUAGUAUUACAACAUGUUGGACAUAAUAGUUUUAAUUUUGAUUCAAAUCCAUCGGCAUUUGUGAAUAUGAAAAAAUUUGAACAAAUUAUUGAACUUUAUGAUGAUCAACAAAAUGAUGAUCGAAAUAGUAGAUCGAAAGAUUCAAAGGAAAAAAUUCUUCUAUUAAUGUCAGCAUUGGAUAUUACACGUGAAUAUAUUAAACGAUUACCAUUUGGAUUAGCAUUACCACUAUGGAAUAUAGUCUAUCAUUUUCGAGAUAAUCCAAAAAAAGAUUGGUGUUCAUCAAUUUAUUCACUUAUUGAUCGGCCAGAUUUAUCGGCAUUAGAACAACAGCAACCAUAUUGUUUUGCCCGAUCAUCAGCAUCAUCAAACGCUAUGGCAAAACAAAUGACAACAAAUGAAAUAUUAACAACACAAACAAUAAAUAUGAAUGAAGAAUUGGAAUAUUUUGACCUGUCCGUUUUGCGAUUAUUAUUUCCAAAUGAUCAACGAUUACAUGAAGCAUAUCGAAUGUUAUUGUCAUCGAAACCAAUGGUAAUCGAUAUAAAACAAGAACCUGGCGUACCAGAUAAUGAAUUUGUUGAAGAACAAGAAAAACAUUUGCUUGCAUUAUCAUUUCGUACAAUGGCUUUGCCACUUGGACGUGGUAUGGUUACAUUACGAUCAUAUAGUCCAACUGUUAUUGAACGUUUUCCAAUACCACCAUUGGUAUUACAUGGUAAAGUUCCACCAAGACAUCUAAUACAUUUAAGUCAUAUUGAUGUACCACCAAAUAUGAAUGUAUGGCCAUUAUUUCAUAAUGGUGUAUCGGCUGGUCUACGAAUCUCUUCGGCGCCCAACAGAAUGGUUGAUUCAUCAUGGAUUUUGUAUAAUAAACCAUCCAAUAAUCAAUCAGCUGAUGAUCAUUAUGAACAUGCCGGUUUUCUACUUGCACUAGGUUUAAAUGGUCUUUUGGAUAAUCUUUCCAUAAUACAUCUACAUGAUUAUCUUUCCAAAGGAAAUGAUCUAACUAAAGUGGCAAUAUUGCUUGGAUUGUCUGCAUCUCGUCGUGGAACAAUGGAUUCAACUGUAUUUGCUUUACUUGGAAUUCAUCUUGAAGGACUAUUACCAUCAACUAGUACUGAAUUAGAUGUUUCACCAAUUGUACGAGUAGCUGCGGUUCUUGGAACCGGAUUAUUAUUUCAAGCAACCGGAAAUCGUUAUAUAGCAAAAGUAAUGCUUACUGAAAUUGGUAGACCGCCUGGUCCAGAAAUGGAACAUUAUAUUGAUCGUGAAUCAUAUGCAUUAUCUGCUGGUUUAGCAUUUGGUUUAGUAACACUUGGUCGUGGUAAUCAACUGAUAAAUGUAACAACAUCGGAUGGAAUAUCAAUACCGGAUCAAUUGAAUCAUUAUAUGUUGGGUGUACAUAAGAAAAUGUCUACAUUACAAAAAGAAAAGACUAAAACACCUAGUUAUCAUAUACGUGAAGGUGAUUGUAUUAAUGCCGAUGUAACAAGUCCUGGUGCAACUUUAGCAUUGGGUAUGAUGUUUUUUGAUACUGGAAAUGCAGCUAUCGUACAAUGGUUAGAAGUGCCGGCAACACAGAAUUUACUUGAAAUGGUACGGCCAGAUUUUCUUCUUUUGCGAGUUUUGGCAAAAAAUUUAAUAAUGUGGUCAGCAAUACGACCAACAACCGAAUGGAUUGAUUCACAUAUACCGACCAUUAUCUAUGAUAAUGCAUUUCAACGUAAUACAAACGUUGAAAAAGGAUUGGAAAAUGAAAUGAUGUUCAUUGAUGAUGUUGAUUAUGAAACAAUGACACAAUCAUAUUGUAAUAUUAUUGCUGGUGCUUGUUUUGCUUUAGCUCUACGAUAUGCUGGCACGGCUAAUGAUCAAGCUUUUCAGGUGGUCUAUAAAUAUACUUCUAGAAUGGUUACGCUAAGUCAGAAAGGCACGAAUACCCAGAUUGAACAAGCUGGCCGUUCAACUAUUGAAUCCUGUGUAAAUGUAUUGAUCGUUGCUUGUUCAAUAAUUAUGGCCGGAACUGGAAAUGUUGAUAUUAUGCGUAUAUGUAGAUUCUUACGUUGUCGUGUGAAUCAAACACAUGUUUUAUAUGGAUCAUUCAUGGCUAUUCAUUUGGCACUUGGUUUAUUGUUUCUUGGCGGUUGUCGAAUGACAUUGAAUUCAUCGCCAGAAUCUGUAGCGGCUUUAAUCUGUGCAUUUUUUCCAAAAUAUCCAAUACAUACGAAUGAUAAUCGUUAUCAUUUACAAGCAUUUCGCCAUCUAUAUGCAUUGGCAAGUCAGCCAAGACUAUUAAUACCAACUUGUAUUGAUACAGGCGUUUCACUUUAUGCACGAAUACGUUAUACAUUUAAAACCGAUUAUGAACAAUCAUCAGUUGCUGCCGUAGUGGAAAAAACUGCACCAUGUCUAUUACCGGAUCUUAACCGAUUAGAAACAGUCGAAUUAAUCGAUUCAAAUUAUUGGCCAAUUGAAUUUGAAAAUGGAAAAAAUUUCAUCAAACUUGAACAUUGUCUAGCAUCGAAUGGUGGCCAUCUUUACAUUAAAAGACGAUUAAAAGGUUUUAGCUACAAUAAAGAUUUUAUCUAUGAUAAUAGCAAUGCUAAAAUUCAUGGUGGUGGCCGAUUAUCGUUGUCAAAUGGACGACAAUUAAAUCAAAAGAGUUUCACAUUGUUUGAUUUUACCAAUGAAACCAUAUUGAAAACAUUUUUCAAGAUUUUCAAUCAAACCGGUUAUCAUACUGAUGGUGAAUUACGAAUGAAGAAUAAGAUUAAUUCAAUUCUAUAUGAUUGUGCAGAAGAUGAACGUCUGGAUUUGUUCAUACCAUCCAUACAAUUGAUUGCUUCUUGUAUAGCUAUUGUUAGCCGUCGUCAACAACAAUCACCGAUGAUAAUGAUGAUGAUGACAGCAAAUAAUGUUGGUAGUAGUAAUGGUGGUACGAAUUGGUUGAAACCAAUCACAGAAUAUAAAACUAAUAAAUCAUUAAUAUUAUGCCAGAUACGUAUUGCAUCAAAUUAUCUUAAUCAGCAUCGUUCCAUACGAUCAAUGAUGUCAAUAUACCGCAUGAUUGAAACGAUUCGUUUUCAAUUGGAAGAUCAUAUACGAACAAAUGUCAAUCUAAGGAAAUUAUCUGAAUAUAUUCGUGGGCAAUUAUCAAUACAACAGAUAUGCCAUACUACUACUAAUAAUAAUAAUAAUGGUGAUGAUGAAUCAUUAAUUGAAUCACUUGUAUAUUUUAACAUUAUGCCAUUCACUAAUGAUCGAUCAACAUCAUCGGUGGAUGACAACGUCGUCACUGGUAAUAUGAAUACAUUUAAUAUAAUCAAAUGGCUGAAACGUUCAAAUCAAUCAGCAUUAUUCUUAUGUGAUAUAUGGAAAAAUUCCUGAUUAUGAUGCUAUUUUAUUUUUAUCAUUGUGAUUGUCUUCAAACUCAAAUAAAA